AUGGUGUAUAUUGGACAAAUUGCAUUACAGAAAUUUAAUUAUCAACAUAUUACGUGUUAUGCUCAUGCUCUUCAACUUGCAAUAAAUGAGAGUCUUAAAGAAUGUAGUGAACUUAUUGAUAAGGCUAAAACGUUGAAUAACGCUUUAGUUUAUCGUGACAAAUAUCGUGAAACUCUUCGACGACGUAUACAACAAUUAGUGAUUAAUGACACGCAAUCAAAUUCAAAUAAUUCGUCCGGUCAACUGGCACACUGGUAUCGUUAUCCCUCUGUCGAUAAUGUCCUUUUCCACGGUCUUCGUCAGUAUGGGAAAACUUCAAUAGCGUAUGCGCUUUGCGAAGAUAAUUAUCUCGGCGCAUUAACAACAGUGUGCAUCUACUCCCUGACCAAUGCGUCUAAAGACAAAUCUUCAAGCGAUUUUGGUAUUCAUUUGCUAACGGUAUUUGGACAAGCAGACACCACAAUUAUCACCCUAGACGAGUUUGAUAGUAUUAUUUCAACGGAUGCUAACGCAAAGCACCAUUUGCAUGAUUUGCUUGCAGUUUUACGCAGUUUCCAGAGAAAUCCACACUCUAUGGAUAAAUACUAUCAACCUGCCGAAGAUUACGCGGGAAAACAAUUACCUUCAGGAUAUACAUUUCAGGUGGAAUUAUACGCGUUUGACCCUCUUUAUUUUGAAGCACAAACGGUUGGGCGAUUAUACUUGAUGGUCAGUGGCCGUCGCAGCAAUAUACUGAGUUCUGGGCACAUACUGGAAGCAAUCAUCAGGCGGCAGAUGGACGAACCACUGGAAAAAAGAUAUCCACCGCGAGAUUAUCCUAAAGUGAACGUUGCCCACGUUUUUCAUGCAAUGAAUUUACCGUUAGCUAUCUUGAAACUGGGAAGAACAGAUAGUCAUCAAGUCUGCU
Molecule: messenger RNA, 907 nt
Organism: Ambispora gerdemannii
Lineage: Eukaryota; Fungi; Glomeromycota; Glomeromycetes; Archaeosporales; Ambisporaceae
Source: the annotation of a GenBank genome assembly